AUGAAGAGGACAAGGCGUCAUGUCAAUCAGAUUCCACCCCCAUUCUUUGAUGAAGCCCAUCAUCAAGGGGAUGGCUUGGACUUAUUUCCCAUUGUGGAUGACCCACGGUUGCUGGAGAUUCCCUCAGAUCCAUGUGCAAGAGUGUACUGUGGAGCAGGGAAGGAGUGCCGGCUGACUGUGAAGGGGGAGCCUGAAUGUAUUUGCAAAGAGGUCUGUCCUGCCCACAUCAAGCCAGUAUGUGGGAAUGAUGGGAUAUUGUAUCCAAACCACUGUGAGCUUCAUCGCACUGCAUGCCGGGAGUCCAGGCACAUUGCCAUCAAUCGGAAGGGGCCUUGCAAGGAAAAGAGCAGUAAUGACCAGACAACACAUGAGGUUACAGAAGAUGUGAGCACAACCACAAGUAGCUUGGUCCUGAACAAACACAAGUAUCCUGUUGCUACCAGUCAAAGUCCUGUUAAGAGUUGGCCAAAAGAAGACUCUCACGAAUAUGUCAUGGUGGAUAAUAUAGAGAACAACAUGGUUGAGAUUGCAACUCCUGCGAACCAGGAAUGUUCACCAAUGCAGUAUGAGAUCAUGAAGGACAACUUACUGCUAUACAACCACAAGCAUCUCAUUGGGAGCGAUGAAUCCUCAGAGGCUGAUCAGCUUCUCUCCAUCAUGUUUGCCCAUUAUGAUGCCAAUGGUGAUGGAAUUAUCAACUCCCAGGAACUUGCUUCUGCAUCUGCUAUGGAAGAUCUGGGGACUCUGUCUUCUGGCUGUGAUUUGCCAGACCUAAUUCGUUUUGAAGAUCUGAACAUGGAUGGAUCUGUUAACAUCAAUGAGUUCUAUGAUGCCUUUUCCAAGCUCUACAGCAUAUCAGUGGUGUCACUGGACAAAGCCCUGGAGACAAAUGAGAUCCUGGCUGUUGUUGGAGACAACUUGGAGAUCAGAUGUGAUGUAACCGGUUCCCCUGUUCCUCCCAUUGUCUGGAAGAGGAAUGGGGUCAAUCUUGCUUCCUUGGCUGAUCCUAGUCUCCAGGUAUUUCGGGAUGGGUCACUCUACAUCAGUCAUGUGCAAUUGGUCCAUGGAGGUCGGUACAUAUGUCAUGCUGAGAAGAAUGAAGAUGUCAUCCAGACACACCUUCUCAACAUUUCCUCUCUGCCUUCUGUGAUGGUGGAGCCAGUAAUCCAGAGUCGAAGCCCAGGUGAAAGUGCUCGGAUGGAAUGCUGGGUUGGGGGUCAUCCUCCUCCUCAGGUUGAGUGGCUCAAGAAUGAUGACCCUGUCCAUGUAUCUCCUGAAGCCACUUUCCAGGUGGUUGGAGAGGGAAGAGAACUAAUACUUGAGGGAGUGGAUUAUGCAGACACAGGAGCAUACAUGUGUCAGGCCAGGAAUGUUGGUGGUCUUCAUCGGGCCAUCUCUUCCUUGGUCAUCCAGGAGAACCCUCGAUCUGUCUCAACGAAAACAAGGGACCUCUUGGCUGUGUUUCAUGGGGAUGGGAUUGGGAUCUACAACUCCAGAUCAUGUCAUGUGAAGCAUGUCAUUCAAGGCACUGAUGUCAUCCCUGGGUCCCAGUCAUAUGUUUGUCCAGAUGCUAUCACAAGACCUGGGUCGUGCGUUUGGGGAUCGGCAGUUAACGUCCGCAACCUCUAUUUCUAUGCAUCCCAGCCACAGCUCAAUCGUGUCCUGGUCAUCAGCCUUGACCAGAUGGAGGUUGUGGAUGUGCUGGCAACAAAUAGUAUACCUGUGGAGGUGUAUUACAUGGAAUCCCAAGAUCAAGUGUGGAUAGUGAGUUGGAUUGGAGAAGAGGAUGGAGGAAACAAGAGCCUUGGAGUCGUUGUUAAUGCAUCACAGAAAGGACCCAGGAGUCUUCAACGUCUUGAUUCCAUGCCAAUCUACCGGCUCUUCCUUCCCCCUCCUCAGGGACUGGGGGUGAGUUGGGGACAUGGGUACGUGAGUAGGAAGGGAGAGUUGGGUCUCUACAAGCUUGAUCUCAUUACACUCAAGUUUGUCCUCAAGGUGGAUCUAUCCCCAUACAAGUGCAUCCCCAACCAGGUUGCCUUCAUCUCCCGCAAUGGGCAACUGGUGAUUGAAUGCCAAGAUGCAGAAAGUGGGAAGGGAACAGGUCAGUUAUUGAUGGAUUACAUGACUGAAACCAUACUCCAGUUCAAAGCCUCUGCCCCAGGAACCCCACAUGUAUCUCCGGAUAGCCUCCAUGUUGUCAAUCUCCACCGAGAACCUUCUAACAGCAUUCUUCUUGCAGUGCAUAAGGUCACAGAGACCGGACUGGAGUUUCAGUUUGAUGUGCGGACGACUCUGAACGUGAGUGAGGUGGAGUUCUUCCCUUCAAGGGAGCACCAUACCUAUGACCUCUUUGCAUCCAGUGUUCAGCGACCUGAGAUCCUCUUCCUGAACAUGGAAUCAGGUCACGUGGAAAUGGUGGUUGGAAUCGGAGAGGUACCUGAUCCCCUCUAUCCGAGUGCAAGGGGGGCAGUCCGCUCUCUUGCAGCAGCUCCUCUCUUCUCCCCACAUCUGGCAACUGGGAGCCGCGAUGCCGUGUUCCUUGCCACAGCCCACGACAAGAGCAUCAGCUGCGAGAUAGGCAGCCUUGUCCGACCCCAUCCACUUGUCUGGCUCCGACCAGACUCCGAGCCCACUGAAGACUGAGUCCUUUUAUUUCUAGUCUCUAUAUCCACUCUAGUCUGGUUAUCCAAUGUGAUCUCAUCUGAUCUCCCACAAUUUAUGUUUUGAGUCCAUUGAGUCUCAUUCGAAACUUGAAUAGCUUAUAGACUCACAGAUUUCUCUGCUGAUUGACUGAAUCACAUGUCUUUGGUUUUGACUGGGAACUUUUUGAUUGUGUAAGAUUUCCCUCAUGUUGUUGGACAUUGAUGACCCAUUUCACACCUUUUGUUUGGAGAUUUCAGCACUUUCAGGAUGAUCUGCUGAACUAGCAAAGAAUGAAUAGAUUCAAAGUGAAUUGGCUCUCUCUGAGCUCCAGUAGCAAAUGUGAGCUUUGUAUGAGAAGCUAAUGGCCAUUAAGAUUACCACACCUGAACCUGUGGAUAGAGAUGUGGGUGUGUAUCUGUAUGAGAAUUUUCCAGUGGGAAUUCACCCCAAGCUAUCCAGUGAUGCAUCUGAUGAAUGUAUCAAUUUGUGUACUGUAGAGUUAGGUACAAUGUGCAAUACUGUAGGUACAUUUAAAAUAAUUUCCUGUUAUGUAUUAGUCAGGUGUGUGCCAUCCCCUUCUUUGGAAAAUUAACUUGAUAUGGGAAAUCUGCCUCUCAUCAUUUCACUCAUUCAUUUGGUAUUAACAUGCACCAUUUCAAUAGUCAGUAAGAGAAUCCAUGAAAUAUGAUUCUAUGUGUUCUAAUGAUGUCAUCAGGAUGUGGGUAAUUGACGAAAUGUGAUAAUCUGGAAUUUUGGAUCUCUGGAAGUUGACUGUGGAAC
Messenger RNA from Darwinula stevensoni, 3423 nucleotides. Lineage: Eukaryota; Metazoa; Arthropoda; Ostracoda; Podocopida; Darwinulidae. The record is from the annotation of a GenBank genome assembly.